AUGCUGCUGGAGUUUAAUUCUAGGGAAUCCAUGCAGAAUAUCAUAGAGCUCUCCAUGUUAGAGUUUCAGUCAAAAGUAGUAGAUUCAAAUGGAGAUCAGACUUUAUUGCAUAAGGGAGUGUUCAACUGCCAGACAUGCAAGUGCAAGAAACCAGGCUGUAGUGACGUAGGAGGUGAUGAUAUCAUAGCAGGGAACGUGAGCAAGUACAUUGUUCUCCCGGCUGGUUAUUGUGGACAGCCUAAAAAAGGACAUCUUAUAUUUGAUGCCUGUUUUGAAAGUGGUAAUCUUGGACGGGUGGACCACAUCACAGAGUUUGAGUAUGACCUGUUCAUUAGACCAGAUACCUGUAACCCACGCUUUCGAGUUUGGUUCAACUUCACUGUCGAAAAUGUGAAAGAAUCACAGAGGGUAAUUUUCAAUGUUGUCAACUUCAGCAAAACAAAAAGCCUUUACAGAGAUGGAAUGGCUCCAAUGGUGAAAUCCACAAGCAGACCGAAAUGGCAAAGAAUACCCUCUAAAAAUGUGUAUUACUAUCACUGCCCGGACCACAGGAAGAACUAUGUCAUGUCAUUUGCGUUUUGCUUUGACCGUGAAGAUGACACUUAUCAGUUUGCUUACUGCUACCCCUACACCUAUACUCGCCUUCAGCACUAUCUUGACAACCUACAAAGGAGGAACAUGGACUACUUUUGCAGAGAACUGCUAGGACUCAGUGUGCAGAGACGGCAGCUUGACCUCCUGACAAUAACCAGCCCUGCGAACCUGCGUCCAGGUGCAGAACAGAAAGUGGUGUUCAUCACUGCGCGUGUCCACCCUGGGGAAACGCCAUCUUCCUUCGUGUGCCAAGGUAUAAUUGAUUUCCUUGUGAGCCAGCAUCCUAUUGCAAAAGUACUGAGAGACCACCUGGUAUUCAAGAUUGCACCUAUGCUCAAUCCUGAUGGAGUAUACCUAGGAAAUUACAGGUGCUCCCUGAUGGGGUUUGAUUUAAACCGGCACUGGGCAAAUCCAUCUCCGUGGGCUCAUCCCACCCUGCACGGAGUGAAACAGCUCAUCAUCGAGAUGUACAACAACCCGAAGAUUAACCUGGAGUUCUAUAUUGACAUCCAUGCCCACUCCACCAUGAUGAAUGGCUUCAUGUAUGGGAACAUCUUUGAAGACGAGGAAAGAUUUCAGCGACAGGCUAUUUUACCCAAGCUACUCUGUCAAAAUGCUGAAGAUUUCUCUUAUUCCAGUACAUCCUUCAACCGAGAUGCUGUGAAAGCAGGGACAGGCAGGCGUUUUCUUGGUGGGCUGUUAAAUGAUACAUCCUACUGCUACACACUGGAAGUCUCAUUCUACAGCUACAUCGUGGGUGGAACUACUACUGCUGUCCCCUACACAGAAGAAGCAUAUAUGAAGCUUGGAAGGAACGUGGCCAGGACAUUCUUGGACUACUACAGACUGAACUCCUUGGUGGAAAGACCGCUAGCACCUACUCCUAAAACUCGGAAAGAAAAGGAGCCGCUUUUUAAAGGCACUACCCCGCAGGGUCAAGGGACCAGCCAUGCCGGCGGCAAGCUGGAGAAGAGGAGCCAGACGCACCCAAAGGACCAGUCUCUCUCCACGCGAUGA
This is a messenger RNA of Cygnus atratus (black swan), 1611 nucleotides long. It is a transcript of the gene AGBL4, whose product is annotated as AGBL carboxypeptidase 4. Gene Ontology annotation, biological process: proteolysis. The record is from RefSeq and is a predicted model, not a curated record. The transcript is spliced from 13 exons. Gene Ontology annotation, molecular function: metallocarboxypeptidase activity; zinc ion binding. Lineage: Eukaryota; Metazoa; Chordata; Aves; Anseriformes; Anatidae. Bases 1 to 1611 code for a protein of 536 amino acids.